Magallana angulata is the source of this 5044-nucleotide messenger RNA. RefSeq names its product late secretory pathway protein AVL9 homolog. The record is from RefSeq and is a predicted model, not a curated record. The transcript has 16 exons. Gene Ontology annotation, cellular component: cytoplasm. Bases 96 to 2693 code for a protein of 865 amino acids. NCBI's taxonomy places the organism in Eukaryota, Metazoa, Mollusca, Bivalvia, Ostreida, Ostreidae.
ACCGACUUGUCAAGUACCUACUAAGCCGGAAGUGGGCGACUGGAUAUCGAUGUGUCGACUUGUCAUGACUGGAGAAAGUCAUGUAAUUCCUCAUAAUGUCAAUGAGUGACAGGUGCAAGGAAUCUCCGGUCCUUCAUGUGGUGGUGGUUGGGUUCCAUCACAAAAAAGGAUGUCAGGUGGAGUAUUCCUACCCUCCUCUGGUAGAAGGAAAUGAUGUGAACUGCUCUGAGGUACCCAAAGAAUGGAAACACCUUGCCUCAUUGGCUAUUCCAGAUGGAGCUCACAAUUAUACCAAAGACACAAUUUAUUUCCACCUUCCGUCUCGAGAUGGUGCAUGUAAAACAGUUUAUGGAGUGGCUUGCUACAGACAGAUAGAAUCAUCAGCCUUGAUGAACAAGUCAUCCGAUGUCACGCGCAGCACGGUUCAGAAAAGUGUGUGUGUUUUGAGUAGAUUGCCUCUCUAUGGAUUAAUUCAGGCCAAGCUGGAGUUGAUCACCCAUGCUUACUUCGAUGAGCUGGAUUUCAGCAAGGUAGAACUGUUGGAGGACACUUAUAACAACCUCAGCUUGUCCAUGACAGAGAGUCUUAGGGACGGAACACAGGUUUUCCUUGGUAUGUCUGUUCGUGAUGUGGUGACACAAUUCAGACACAAAAUUGUUUUACUAUUCAAACUUAUCCUUUUGGAGAGAAGGGUACUUUUUACAGGUGCCCCCGUCCAGACUCUGUGUAACACUAUCUUGGCUGUCCUUUCACUAUUUCCAGGUAUGAUUGAGUUUGGAUUAGAGGAAUCAGCGACUGUCGAACUCAACAGACAGCUGUCUCCGACACUCCGCACAACAAGUUCCGACGGAAGUGAAGAAUUCCUUGAAGUCUGUUACCAUGACGAAAAGGUCAACUACAGGUCACCAAAGAAAGACAAGCAGGCUGAGGCUCAGGCCGCUUACAAUGAACCAGAACAACUAGAAAUUCCAAGAGAUGGAAUGGAGCCAUCUUCUACCGUAAAAUCACAAAUAAAACCACAACCAACCACUCAAAUAUUUGACAAUACUUCUGAUAACCAACAAACUCAGGGUCAAGAGGUCACCCCAAGGGCAUUAAGGAGUCUGUCUGAUACAGGAAAGGAGAAUUCUGGGAGGGAAAGUAAAUCGGGUCGUUCUUUAGUGAAACGGACACUUUCAGAAAGUUUUGCGCUAGAUUAUGAAAAUCAGACCAAGUCGGAAGGAAGUUCUUCCCCUAGUGAUAAUAAAGUUCCUUUUUCCCAUGAUCCUUUGGCCAAUAUGAGAGAUAUCACUCAACUGACAGCAAUUCAAUCCGGAACAACUUUGAAGCAGACGGAUUCUGUGGUAAAUGUGGAGGAAUUCAAGGAUUAUUUGGAAAAGCUGGAGACUAUGAGUGACGAAGAAAAGGAGUCUUCCAAAUUUGACCUCUCUUUGAAUUUGGAGGACGCAAGAGAGGUGUUGAAGAGAAGUGAGGGGAUAGAGGAAUUGGACUCGCCAGAGAGCAUUCUGAAAAUAGAUCAGGAGGAUUGUUUCUCGUGGGAAGAGGAUAGGCUGUUGCUAGCAAUAGAACACAAAGACUCCAUCAGUGAAGCUGAGGCAUCCAGACAGCAAAACAACCAAUCAGAUUCCACAAAGGAGUCAUGUGAUACUCAGGAUUCUGGGAAAGAAGUAGGAUCACCAAAUGCGGGAGCUCAGAAAAUUAAGACAAGUGAUAGCAUUGACAAUGAGAACACAGACUCUGCAGACAAUGGCAUUCCAACUAGUGAUGUGAGGAAAAGCCCUGGCAACAAGGCAGCAAUUCUAAAGAACAGGAUCAGCUCCGCUAUCAGUGGAUUAAAAACCAAGCGGGGCAGUCAGGAGCCCUCUCCAACUGGAGAAAACUCGCCUGUGGAAAUGGGAGUAGUGCUGAGGUCUUCCAAACUCCAUCAAGAUGACUGUGGCUUUCCACUGGCUGUGUUUACCAAGGGUUGUGUAUGCCAUCCAUAUCUUUCUCUUCAAUACCUGGAUCUCAUGACAGACGUCAACGUUCGUAGCUUUGUCAUUGGAGCAACUAAUUUCCUUUUCCGACAAAAACGCCAUCUUUCAGACAUUGUGAUUGAGGUCUCAGAUUCUGAGGAGGGCAAAAUAGAAAUCCAUGACCGCGAGUUGCAGCGUCUGUUACACCUGACGACGGCUGACCUCCGAUUCGCUGACAUCAUCAUCAAGGCCGUGUUAGGGGAGGACACGGAUGACCCAUACCUGGACGGAACAGAGUGGGAAGGAGGAGAUGAGUGGAUACAGGCACAAUUCAGAGCAUACCUUCAGUCUCUUCUGGUGACCAUGGAGAAAAAUGACUCAAAGCUACUAGAGGAUUAUGGGACAGCGUUUUGUCAGGCUUACCGCACUACACAUAACUUCAAGCAGUGGUGGGGAACGGACCACUCAGGGCUGACCAAUGUUCUGGUUGGACAUCCAUGUCAGGGUCAUUUAGGAAUGUCAGACAUCAAGAUGAGGCUUGCCCACAACUUACAAAAUACAGAGCGUGGGAAAAAGAUUAACGCAGCUAUGGUACAGACGGGGAAAUAUGUAGAGCAAGCAGGAAAAGCUGUGGGUGGCGCCAUUGUCAAUGCUCGCUCAGCCGUAUCUUCAUGGUUCAGUGGAUGGAGGCAAUCUAAGGGGGACAACCUGCAACCUCAGAGCCAACCCCAGAGUUAAUUUCUUUAUUAAUGUAUCAUAAAAAGGACAGUUAUUUUAAUGAACUUCCAUAAAUUAAUUAAGAGGGCUGUGUAAAAAGGUAGAGGCAGUUAUAAGUACAUAAACAUCUACUUUUAUUUAAUCGUCUGUAAAUUGUAUAUGGAAGGAACAAUGGGAUGUUACAGGUGUUAAAGUUUCACAACUGUAUACUGUAAUUCCCUAAUUAAACGCAAGGAAUUUCCACGUAAAAUCGGAUGAAGCACCCCUCAAGAAUUUAAAAACCUGGCCAUUAUUUUUACAAAGAGUUGGGAGCUAUAAGAAAUAUGAAUGAAUGUUCCGCGUUCAUGAGUUUAUAUUCUCGCGAUUUGAUAAUAAACAGUGGGAUCGCGGAACUAAGUGUUCACGUAAAUAAGGAAUUUACAGUAUGCACUAAUAUCAGAGUCAUUUAUAAAUAUUCCCUUAUAUCUAUCUUGUCUGUUAUUGUAUACAAAUAUUUAUGAUCUCUGUUUUUAGAUUGCCGUAUUGCUCUGUUUGUGGUCAUAAUGAUACAGAUUGAAUGUAUAACAUAAAUACAGUUGAUAUAUAUGCAGUGCUUAAAGUCCUGUUUGUAACUCUGUUUUUUGCUGUGUAAUUUAUUUCAUAGAGGGUAAAACCUAAAUUGAAAUAUAGUUGACAUUUUUUUUUUUCAUUUUGCCAGUGUAGUAUUCACUGUACCCUGUGCACUGCAUCCAUCCGUCAGUAUAAUUCAUAAAUGUGAAAAUUACAAAAUGUGUUAGGUUGUCUAAAAAGAUGACAUAUUAACUACAUGUAAUGAAGAUCCUUGCCAUAACAUAAAACCAUUUGAUGUUUAGCUUUAUGCAAAUCAAUUCUUGGUUGUUUUGAAUCAGUUGUUCAUCCUCAUGUAAAAAAAAGACUAGUGCCAAUGUUAACAGUAAUGUAUACACCACAAUGUCUUACCAAGUGUGGUUCAAAUAAACACAAAAUAGCAGAAAUUGUUAUUUAUAUAUACAUAAAUACACAGUAAACAUACUUCAAUCAUGUUUUUAGCACCUAUUAAAUGACUGCUUCUUAUGUAAACAAACUUGUUCAGAAUAAUACUGUAUACAGAGUUAUUUUUGCCCCGUGUUAUUUUCGCCCUUCUUCAUGUACGCUUGCAAACAAUUUCGCCCUGUCUUAAAUUCGCCCUGACAUAGAUACCUGAAUAGAUACUCUUUCUUAAUAACACAGUUUUUUUGAAAAAUAUUCUUAAAUUCGCCCACUUUCAAUGAGAGCGUAAGGGGCGAAAAUAAAACGGGGGCGAAUAUUUCUCUGUAUACAGUAUUCAACAAAACAGCCAUUUAGGGACUUUGUUUUCAGUAUGCUUCUGAGUGAAAGAGAAAUAUUAUUGGACUUUUAGUGUGAUAAUGUAUUUCUGUGCACAGUUGACUGUAUUGCUUGCAUAUUAAUGAUUUAUUUUCAAUUUAAAAUAGCGAAUAAAUCAGGUAUUUGCUGAAAGUAUUAUAAAAGAAAUUUGCAUAAUUCUGGGUAAUCCACAAAGUUUCUUGAAUUUCGCUUAUCAAAAGACGUUCAGCACCCCCCACUUCCCCACACCCCAUCUCUUUCAAUCACACUGUUCUAGGACUCUUUGACAGUAUAAAAAGCAAUUUUUGAUAAAUACUUUUCGUGAAAGAAAAAUAAGGACUAUUACUUGAAUAGGCUUUGCAGAGACAUAUUGUUAGAAAGAGGUGUUGUACAUGUAUUUGUAUUUACUUAUCCUUGAAUUCCAACAGCCUCUUUUGACUUUUACACACAAAUAAAACUUCUUUACAUAAAGAGACAUUAAUUUCAUCAACAAAUUAACCAUCAGAUCUACCUAAGUUUUAAAAAUAGGAUUUACUUAGAUAUAAACUACUAUUAAUAAGUAAAGAAAAAAUCCAUAUGUUUAACCUUUCAACUUUGAGUAUGUUCCUAUAUUUUCAUAUAGAGCUCUUUUUCUGUGGGAGAUCAAUACAGUCUAAAAAUGGCCACGACCAUCGAACCCUCUUAAUGGAUUCCGCAGAUCUAGUUGUUUGUAGGGAUUGUAAACCUCGCUAUCUGGAUUUCAUGACGUCAUUUUGAUCAUUUUUAAAGGACUUAAUACAUUUUUCGGAGUGGGGAGGGGAUUAAAACGAAAUUGAAAUUUGUCAUUAUUAAGUUAGUCAGAGGCGUUUAUUGUAUUAUGAAAGUAUUUAAAACCUUUUUGUAAGGCUGCAUUUUUUAAUGUUACAUGCUUUUUGACAAGUUAUAAUAAAAUUUAACCUUUGGUGUGCAAAUGUUUGAAAAUCUUGUUGCUGCAUGUACAUGUUUACCUGGAUAUGCAAAGACUUGUUAAUAAUAAAUGUACAAUUCUAAUA